GGUGGACGUUCGUCCACGUUUCUCCUCCUUCCAACCAUGACUUCGACCGUUAAUGGAAGAGGCUCUUGCUAUAUCGCCAUUUCUAGAAAUAUUCCACCCCAUUCGCGGCGAUAUAACACGAAUCUACUGUAAUUAGCAAGAGAAGACAAGAAAAGAAUGGAACUAGACAACAAAAGCAGAGUAUGCGAACCUGAGAGAAAGAAACGUAAAAAUGUUAGUAUUUUGGAAAAAUUAAAAAUUUUGGAGGAAUUGGACGUUGUUAAGUCGAUGAAAGUAAUCGCGGAAAAAUAUGGUAUUCCGGAAAGAACACUGAGAGGUUGGAAAAAGAAUCGCUAUAAGCUGGAGGAAAUAAAUAGUACUUAUAUACUAACGAAUAAUUCAAAGCGUAUAAGAGUAACGGCAUUAGACCAACUCGAAGAAGCAUUAUACAUUUGGUACAAUUGUAUGACCGAGAGGGGAAUCACUUUGACGGGACCUCUAGUAAUAAGAAAAGCAUUAGAACUGCACAAGGAUAUGGGAAUUGAAAAGAAAUUUGUCGCUAGUGAGGGAUGGUUAAGCCACUGGAAAAGCAAAUAUGGUAUGCGUCAGCACGCCGCAUGCGGGGAAAGAUUUUCCCCGGAUUCAUUAGAAGCUCCUAUUCUUAAAGAAGAAUUUGAAAGUAUCAUGAGAGAAAACGAGUUAACGUUGUGUCAGAUUUUUAAAACUGACAAAACUAGUCUAAAUGUUAAAAUGAUGCCAAAGAAAUUGCACUUUAAGCCUACAGAUUUUAAACAAAAUAAAGAACGCUUCACAGUCAUGAUUUGUACCAAUGGAGAUGGAACAUUGAAGCUGCCAUUACUUGCCAUUGGAAAUUCUACCAAAUCAAAAGCAUUAGAAAAUUUGUCACCAACUUUGCUUCCUAUUCAUUAUGCUCAACAAACAAAUCCACUGAUUACCAUAGAAAUUUUUGAAGAUUGGUUCCGAAAUGAGUUUGUACCUCGGGUAACAACAUUUUUAAAAGAAAAAGGUCUUCCAGCAAAGGCAUUGCUUUUGCUCGACUAUGCGCCUUGUUAUGCCUCUUUCAAUACCUUUUAUGAAGGGGAUAUAAAAGUAACAUUUUUACAACCUAUGGACUGGGAUAUAAUAGAGACUUUCAAGAGGCAUUAUAAAUUAUUGUUUUUACAUUCAAUUCUUUUUGCACAAAAGAAUGGCAUAAACUUGACUACUCAGUUGAAAUCAAUCACUAUCAAGGACAUUAUUUACUGGAUGAGUGAUGCUUGGGAUGCUGUGAAUGAUACAACUAUUUUAAAGUGCUGGAAAAAAUUGUUACCCAAUCACUACUAUGAAAACACUAAUGAAAAUUUGGAUGAAAGUAUUAUGAAUGAAGAGAUUUUAAACAACGUACGUAAAAUUAACGAGUACCAAGAUAUUGAUGAGGAAUCAGUGCAGAAUUGGAUCAAUCCGAAAGACGAAGACACCAAUGAGGAAUCAGCAAUACCGACGAAUUCAGAGUUAAUUGCAAUGGUAGCUGUAGAUUAUAAAGAAGAAGAUACCGAUGACAACGACGCUCCACCUGAAAAUAAUCAUCCAAAUAAUGUAGUUUCGGCAGCCGAUACGCUACUUUCUUUUUACGAAGAAAAUGGUUUGUUAUCUGCAUCAGAUUUAGCUGUGAUAAGAAAAGCCAAACAGUUAGCUAUUAAAAUAGCUAUUUCGGAAUAAAUCUUGAAUAAUAUUUUGUAUAAUAUUAA
Messenger RNA from Osmia lignaria (orchard mason bee), 1727 nucleotides. NCBI's taxonomy places the organism in Eukaryota, Metazoa, Arthropoda, Insecta, Hymenoptera, Megachilidae. The record is from RefSeq and is a predicted model, not a curated record.